GCAUUUGAGGAACUAUUGGAGAGCAUGAGAUUAUGGUGGUGGAAUUUGGUGAGAGUCUUCCAAUUGGCGUUGGAUUUUGAAUGUUGCUUCUCAGGGAACGCCAAAUGGAGGACUGAAAGGCUUCUACACAUAGACUAUCUUCUUACAGCUUCACCCCUUGAAAAUCAGAAGGAAAAUGUUGUUCAUUUUGCUGAGAGGGUAAGCAUAUGCUAGUAAAUAUAUUUCACAUUAUCAAUUGUCAAGUUAAAUGUAAAUAUUAUGAGAUGUCUCCUACUUAUUUUGUUGGUUGUUUUAUAUACAUGAUAUUCUACAUGGUUGAUGUUGAACAACAUAUAAAUUACAACAAUGUGAAUGUGUUUUACGGAUAACUUCUUUUAGAUCA
Messenger RNA from Ilex paraguariensis (yerba mate), 382 nucleotides. NCBI's taxonomy places the organism in Eukaryota, Viridiplantae, Streptophyta, Magnoliopsida, Aquifoliales, Aquifoliaceae. The record is from the annotation of a GenBank genome assembly.